AUGCCUACUGAGAUUCCUGGACCACCCGGCGUGCCGCUGCUGGGUAACAUCUUUGACGUCAACCCCAACGAGACCUGGAACUCGCUGAACAAGCUAGCCAAGCAAUAUGGCCCCAUCUUCAAGAUCAACGCGCUCGGCCACCAGAUUGUCUUCAUUGGCAGCGUCGCCCUUCUCGAGGAAAUUUGCGACGAAACAAGAUUCCGCAAAUGUGUGACCGGUCCCGUACUGGAAAUUCGCUUUUCCGUGCACAACAGUCUCUUCACUGCCAAACACAGUGAGAUGGCGGAAUGGGGCAUAGCCCACCGCAUCAUGUACCCGCACGUCACCCAAGAGGCGACAGACGCUGUCUUCGCCGACAUGGCCGAGGUCAUCCCCGAUCUGACCAAGAAAUGGACAUCCGGCACCAAGCAGCGUAUCCUAGCUACCGAUGAUGUGGACCGGAUUCUGCUGGCCUCCUGUAUGAAGUGCUUCUUCAACCAGAGGGUACAUGUGCUCGGAACGGACGCAGAAUCCGUCAAGGCGAGGAAGAUGGUCGAUGCGUGGGAAGGUGCUACAAUGGAGGCGAUGAAGCGACCCACGCGCCCAAUGCCUUUGAAUCUCUUGCAUCUGGGUCGCUUCUGGUCUCUCACGAGAACCAUGCGCGCUUAUGCUACGGACAUUAAAAAAAGCCGCCUUAACAACCCCGAUCAAGCUCGCAAGGAUAUGCUGGAUGCCCUUCUGAACGGCGUCGACCCGGAGACCGGCAAGAAGCUCACCGACUCGGAGCAUCUCGAUGAGAUCGUGACCAUUUUCAUCGGCGCGGCUACCGCUGCAAACCUCGUCUCCUACGCCCUGUACUACCUGAUGGAGAACCCCGAACCUCUCAAGAAGGCGCAGGAGGAAAUCGACUCCGUCGUUGGCGACGGCCCCAUCGACCUCGCCCACCUAAAGCAGCUCAACUACGUCGAAGCCUGUCUCCGCGAGGCAAUCCGUCUCUCCGCCACCGCUCCGGGCUUCAACAUCGAGCCCAUCCCUCCCGCGGACGAGAACGACAAGACGCCCGUGCUGUUGGCAGGCGGCGAGUACCAGAUCUCCAACAAACAGCCCAUGAUCGCAAUCCUAAACUCAGUCAACCGCGACCCAGCCGUCUUCGAAUUCCCCGAGGAGUUCAAGCCGGAGCAAGUCCUCGGUGAGAAAUGGGAUCAGCUACCAGCUGCCGCGAAGAAGGGCUUCGGCAAUGGCAAGCGCGAGUGUAUCGGUAAGAAGUGGGCGUGGCAGUGGGCGUUCUUCACGCUGGCGAGCAUUAUCAAGGAUGUCUCGUUCGAGUUGGAGGAUAAGAACUACCAGUUGCAUUCCAAUGGCGCGUUUAGCAUUAAGCCGUUGGACAUGUGGACUUUGAUGAGCCCGCGCCAGAAGUGA
Molecule: messenger RNA, 1398 nt
Organism: Penicillium cataractarum
Lineage: Eukaryota; Fungi; Ascomycota; Eurotiomycetes; Eurotiales; Aspergillaceae
Product: putative cytochrome P450
Exons: 2
Coding region: 1-1398 (465 amino acids)
Molecular function (GO): monooxygenase activity; iron ion binding; heme binding
Source: RefSeq, a predicted model, not a curated record